UGCGCAACAACUCCUCCCACACCUUCCCCAGACAAGCAAUGGCUGCGAGCCUGAGCCUGUGGAGGCUGAAGCCCUCCCGGAUCCUCCGCUGCCGCCUUGCCUGUGGGUUCGGCAGCGGCGCCACAGCUGGAUCGGGGCAGCAGCCACAGCUGGAGAAACUCACCAGCACUCGGCAGCUGGAUGGCGUCAGACACAUUAUCUUGAAUAACCCGAAGAAAAGAAAUGCUCUGUCACUCUCUAUGCUGAAGUGUCUCCGCGAUGAUAUUCUGCAUGAUAUCAAAAGCAAGGCUCUCAGAGUUAUCAUAAUUUCAGCAGAAGGACCUGUAUUUUCAGCUGGCCAUGAUUUAAAAGAAUUGUCCAGUGAACAGGAUAUGAAGCACCAUAUCGAAGUAUUUGACACCUGUGCUGAGGUCAUGACUCUGCUCCAAAAACUCCCCGUACCAGUGAUUGCCCAGGUAAAUGGCUUGGCUACAGCAGCAGGCUGCCAGCUGGUGGCGAGCUGUGACAUUGCAGUAGCGAGUGAGAAAUCCCAGUUUGCUACACCCGGAGUCAAUGUUGGGCUGUUUUGCUCCACACCAGCUGUGGCCUUGGGGAGAGCCCUUUCUAGAAAGGUUGCAUUAGAGAUGCUGUUCACAGGAGAGCCUAUUUCUGCCCACAAUGCUUUGCUGCAUGGACUUCUCAGCAGGGUGGUACCAGAAGACAAGCUGGAAGAGGAGACCAUGAAAAUUGCACGCAAGAUAUGUGAAACCAGCCGGUCUGUUAUAGCACUGGGGAAAGCCACCUUUUACAAACAGAUGGCACUGGACCUAGAUGCUGCCUACAGAAUGACCUCCCAGGUCAUGGUGGACAAUCUGACCCUGAAGGAUGGACACGAAGGAAUAGAGGCCUUUAUUCAGAAACGCAAACCUACCUGGUCACAUAGCGUGAACACAGCUUGCAAAUGAGUACACUCAGGCUUAGCUAACUCACACCAGUGUCUUCUCUGUGAAAGUCCCAGGGACUGUAUUUUUGGUAUUGCUGAAAACUAUUUCACUUCUGUAUUGUGUAGCUGAUGGCCACUGGCAAUGAUGAGGAAAGUAACAGCUAAUAUUUCAGGUUGUUCUUCAAGGGAUGCCAACAAUCAUAUUACAAGGUUUCUGAGGACACAAUAAAAUGAAGUAAAUCAAA
This is a messenger RNA of Dermochelys coriacea (leatherback sea turtle), 1167 nucleotides long. It is a transcript of the gene ECHDC3, whose product is annotated as enoyl-CoA hydratase domain containing 3. The record is from RefSeq and is a predicted model, not a curated record. Lineage: Eukaryota; Metazoa; Chordata; Testudines; Dermochelyidae. Gene Ontology annotation, cellular component: mitochondrion. Bases 39 to 944 code for a protein of 301 amino acids. The transcript has 5 exons. Gene Ontology annotation, molecular function: hydro-lyase activity.